UCAUCUACAAUGCCGAGAUCAGCGCGUGCGCGAAGGGCGAGCAGUGGCAGCGAGCUCUGGCGCUGCUCAGCGAGAUGUGGAAGACCCAGCUGAAUCCCGACGUCAUCAGCUACAGCGCUGGGCUCAGCGCGUGCACGAAGGGCGAGCAGUGGCGGCGAGCUUUGGCGCUGCUGGGCGAGAUGCGGGAAGCGAAAUUGGAACCCACUGCCAUCAUCUACAACGCUGGGAUCAGCGCGUUCGGGAAAGGCAAGCAGUGGCAGCGGGCUCUGGCGCUGCUCAACGAGAUGCGGGCGGCGAAACUGGAGCCUGAUGUCAUUAGCUACAACGCUGGGGCCAGCGCUUGUGAGCAGGGCGAACAGUGGCUAAAUAUUUUGGCACUAUUUAUACAGAUGCGGGAAGCGAAGUUGGAGCCCGACACUAUCAGCUACAGCGUUGGCCUCAGCCGCGUGCGCGAAGGGCGAGCAGUGGCAGCGGGCUUUGGCGCUGCUCAGCGAGAUGUGGGAGACAGAGCUGAAUCCCGACGUCAUCAGCUACAACGCUGGGCUCCGCGCGUGCGCGACGGACGAGCAGUGGCAGCAGGCUUUGGCGCUGCUCAGGGAGAUGCGGGAGACGAAGCUUGA
Molecule: messenger RNA, 620 nt
Organism: Prorocentrum cordatum
Lineage: Eukaryota; Dinophyceae; Prorocentrales; Prorocentraceae
Source: the annotation of a GenBank genome assembly